This is a messenger RNA of Labrus mixtus (cuckoo wrasse), 1889 nucleotides long. It is a transcript of the gene chchd3a, whose product is annotated as coiled-coil-helix-coiled-coil-helix domain containing 3a. Gene Ontology annotation, biological process: inner mitochondrial membrane organization. The transcript has 10 exons. The record is from RefSeq and is a predicted model, not a curated record. Gene Ontology annotation, cellular component: mitochondrion; MICOS complex. Bases 152 to 1240 code for a protein of 362 amino acids. Lineage: Eukaryota; Metazoa; Chordata; Actinopteri; Labriformes; Labridae.
ACGUUCACACACGUCAUGCUAAGGAAGUGCGGGUGUGCAGAAGCAGUGGUGUGUGGGCCCUUGCCAGUUGUACCUGGCACAUACGCAAACUAAUUAAAAGAUAUUGUCAUUAAAGAAAUAUUACAUGUAGACAAAAACCUGCAGCCUGACAAUGGGAGCGAAUAACAGUACCCGCCGAGUGUCAUUUGAGUCAGACGAAAACGAGAACAUAACGGUGGUGAAGGGCAUACGGCUUUCUGAGAAUGUCAUCAACCGCAUGAGGGAACCUGUUUCUCCUCCCAAACCAAACCAUGCCCCCACUCCACCACCUUCCAAGGCGCCUACCUUCACUCCCUCCCCUCUUCUCUUGCCAGUGCCUCCCCCGUUUGACCCGAUCACCUCUUUACCUCCUCUGAUAGAACUUGUUGCUCCUCCAUCUCCUCCACCAGCUCAAUCAGCCACAGAGGCUGUUGCAGCUCCAUCUCCACCACCACCACCACCUCCUCCUCCUCCUCAACCUCAACCUCCCACAGAACAGCCCCCAGUGGUACCAGUAACCCCUGCUCCUGUCCCAGAGCCAGUGGUAGUCCCUGAGUCGAGUUUGCCUCCUCCUCCUCCUCCUCCACCACCUCCUGCACCAGCAGUUGAUGAAGAGGCCCUCAGGAAGAAGAUCACUGCUGAGCUGCACGAGGGCUUGGAGCAGGACAGAGCCAAGGCAGAGCAAGAGCUGCAAGCCUGGCUGGAUUCAGAGAAGGCCCGAUCAGCAGCGCAGGCUCAGACUGAAGCACAGUCCCAGGUUCAGGAUGAAGUGUCCAGGAUCCUGUCAGUGGAGAGAGCCGUGGCCCAGGAGAGCCUGCAGCAGGCUGUGCUCAGGGAGAGGAUCGCCACUGAGGACGAGAAAUUCCGCGCUCAACUCUUUGAGAUGGGACGCAAGGUGAGUCUUGACGCCAAGCAGCUGGAAGCCAGAGAAGCGGACCUUAAGAAGCAGGAUGUUUUCUACAGAGAGCAGGUGGCCCGGCUGGAAGAGAGGAGUGCUCAGUUCUACAAGGUCACCACUGAGAACUACCAUAAAGCUGCCGACCAAGUGAAUGCCAAGUUCAGGCAGUACGAGAUGUAUCCAGUGUGCACAGACCUGCAGGGCCAGAUCCUGGCAUGCUACAAAGAGAACGUCGGAAAAACCCUCAACUGCUCCAACAUUGCCGCUCUUUACCUAAAGUGUGUCAACAACGCAAAACAGAACAAGUUGAGGACUGGCGGUUAAAGAAAGGAGAGUGGAAGAAAGACAGCACAACGAAGAGUUUAUGGUGUGGGAUUACUUAUUAUCGACCGACUGACAGACAGACAGAACAAACCAGAGUGGAGGAAGUGAGGAAUGAGUCAGCACCAAGACACAAACCCUCAAAACCCCCUGUGGAGAACCAGACUAGAGACACCAAACACAGCACCCUCAGAGAGACUUAGACACCCUUGUUUCUUGUUUUCCUCCCUCUCCUCUUAAACCUUUUGUUUUUAUCUCUCCUGUGAGUUGGUGGGGAAGCAGCGACUACGUCAUCCAUUUAGGACAGACAGCAUAGAACGACGGAACCCAGCAGGCCUGAGCUAGGCCGACUUAAAGAACAUGAACACGAUCAGCACCUCUGUCACAGACCCAUCCUCUCUUCAACACCUUACAAGUCUAUUUUUUCAGAUAAGGCAGUCCUAUUCUGUUACCAAUAAAUCAUGUAUUCAUUCCCGGUCCCUUAUUCACUAUCAUGUACACUUAUACACGUGUUAGCAUCUGUUUCUUCUUUGCAUCUGUUUGUGUGAGUUAGCUUUCUGUUAAUAAUGUAACAAUGUGCGUGUUGAGCAUUCAUCCAGACCAACACUUGUGACAACGUGUAAUCAGAGGAAAUAAAAGACAAAGCGAUGCA